CAAAAAAGAACUGAUUAAUCAGAGAGUCUCUGUAGGUUCUGAUUGACUGAAAGCUUUGAUACAAUGGCAGGCUCCUUUCAGGGGAAAUGUCUGUGUGGCGUCCUCGGUGCAGGCCUGUUUAUGGCAGGAUGUGCAUUCUUCAUCAUAGCAGCCUUUCCAGUUGUUCAGAUUGCUUUGGGCCUGGUUUACAGGGAGGAGUGCCCAAUAAGACCAGUCAUCCCAGUGUAUGUGAUGGUGUUUGGGGUCUUGGCCCUGCUGGUGAUGGCCAUGUUCACGCUGCCAAAGCUCGUGUCUCCUGCAGCAGAGAGUCAGACCAUCUGGAAGGUCGGUGUGGCCAUCCUGCUCCUCGCGUCUUUCAGCUGGCUUCUCUUCGGCAGUUAUCACAUUUAUUCCAUAUAUCCACCCAACUAUAAGAAGAACAUCACGGGCUCCACCAGUAGGACCGCCACCCUUCCUGCACCUGACAACCUGACGGCCUCCCAGAACCACAGCCUUCAGAACCUCACACACACCCCGAUCUUAUUGGGGUUGAUUCUAACUGGGUCCCUCAACACCACCGAUGGGAGGAUAGACAGAAACCUGACAAACAACCAACAACCGUUACCGCAGCUUGUAGCAGCGUCUCCAUACUGCAGCAGAACUGUGUACAUGUUUGCUUUCUGGACCACCACACUGGUUCACGUGUUUUUGGGAAAUGCACUGCUGAUCAUAAUCUGUCUGUUUGGUUUCAUGAAGUGUAUAGAUGUGUUUGUGAAGCAGCUCAAGACCUGAGCUGGCAGCUGAUAUGGCGUAGU
Messenger RNA from Cyprinodon variegatus (sheepshead minnow), 794 nucleotides. RefSeq lists its product as uncharacterized. The record is from RefSeq and is a predicted model, not a curated record. NCBI's taxonomy places the organism in Eukaryota, Metazoa, Chordata, Actinopteri, Cyprinodontiformes, Cyprinodontidae. The coding region runs from base 64 to 771 and encodes 235 amino acids. The transcript is spliced from 4 exons.